Molecule: messenger RNA, 696 nt
Organism: Fonsecaea pedrosoi CBS 271.37
Lineage: Eukaryota; Fungi; Ascomycota; Eurotiomycetes; Chaetothyriales; Herpotrichiellaceae
Exons: 6
Coding region: 1-696 (231 amino acids)
Molecular function (GO): carbon-sulfur lyase activity
Source: RefSeq, a predicted model, not a curated record
AUGCAAUCCCCAACCGAAUGUUUCACAUUCCGCAUCUCCGACGAAAGAUCACUUGAGGACCUUAACAGCAAGCAACCAAGCAACAAACUAACCCCAGAGAUUCCGACGAGAAGAUGGAAGGAGAGUGCCUCUGCAAAGCUGUCGCCGUCAAGGUCAACGACGACAACCUCUUUGGCGAACAGCGCCGGGGUCACUUUUGUCACUGCGCCAAUUGUCGCAAGGUUGCUGGUGGCAUGUGAGUGGUCGAUCCCCAGGUUCUACCUGACCCUACGUCAUGAACUAGCCAUGUCUCUUUAUGAUAUGGAUGUGCCUAACACCAACUCGAGGAGAUGUACCACGUUACUGACCGAGUCCUGGGGUUAUGGGAUCAACAGCUUCGGCGCCAACCUGACCAUCGAGGAAGAAAAGGUCGAGUUCCCCAAGGGCAAAGGCAAUCUCAAGAUGUACACUGAUCCGGACACACUCAGCGGGACCCCGUUGCAACGGUAUUUCUGCCAGACGUGCGGCGUGCCCAUCAUGAGUGUCACGCCGCUGUACAAGGGCAAGGUGGUUCUGAAAUUAGGACUGUACCCCAAACUCCCCGUCCCGGAAUGGGAAUCAUUCGCCUCUCAGCGGCAGAGCUGGGAGAAGCCGCUCGAGGGCGCCGUCCAAUACAAGACCAAGAGCUUUGGAGAAAAGAUGCCCGGGUCGAUUUAA